UAUAGUUAAUUGAUUACACAUGAACAGAUAACUUUUCAAACUUUUGUCUAAUAUUUCUGCACUAUCUUUAUAGUGUGGCCUAACUUUCCGCCAGAUACUUCCUUAGGGGCUAAACAUCAAACACAUAAAAAGUUUUUAUAAGAUAAAACAAGCAGCAUUGUAACAUUUUCACAGCAUAGGCUCCAAUUCCAUUGGUUCUUUUGAUCUUAAUAUCUACCAUUCACUACUUUGACUAGUCUAACCAAUCAAAAGUGCUUAUAAACAAGUAAAGAAACACAAUCACUUUGCAGGGCAGGGCAGGGCAGUGCCACUUCUGUUUAGGACUUUCUCAAACAGUGCUGCAAUUUCAAAAGCAAAACCAUUCAAACAUCUAAGUUACACACCUUUAGCUCCACCUACAACCCUCUUUUGCAAAUACCAAUGACAAACAAAUUGGUCCCACUAUCCCUCUCAAUCAAAAGCUUCUUUUCCUUUACUUGCUUUAAUCAAUUUCUUCAUUUAUUUAAAGCAACAAUUAUCUUCCUCUUCCCCCUUCAUUACUUGGUUCAGCUGUUUUUGCUCCUGGUUAUUCAUUCUCCAGAUAUGUCACCUCUCCCACCUCCAUCUCCAAUUCCACCUUCACCUCUACCUCAACCCCCAGCGCAGAGGCAUAUCCGACACCCACCCCAAGCCCCACGGCAAACCACACCAGUCUCUCUCAACCAAAUUAUCAUAUCAAAGCUUGCUACAAAUCGAGAAGUUCCAGCACCUGAUGCAAUAGAUCAGGUCUCCAGUAAAUCAACAAAGCAACCAAUACUCCGGCAACCUCAACCGACCAACCCGCUUAUAUGGUGUUGUGCAAUUGUGUGUCUCAUAUUCAGCCUUAUUCUUAUCAUCUUUGGAAUUGCAACUUUGAUCAUCUUCCUAGUUGUUAAACCAAGAACUCCAUUGUUUGACAUCCCCAAUGCAAGCCUCAACACCAUCUACUUUGACUCACCAGAGUAUUUCAAUGGUGACUUCACUUUCCUGGCAAAUUUCUCCAACCCAAAUCGGAAAAUCGAUAUAAGAUUUGAGUAUCUGGAUCUGGAGCUUUACUUUUCUGACAGGCUCAUAGCAACUCAAUCUCUUGGACCUUUCACUCAAAGACCUGGAGAAGGAAGGUUGGGAUCAGUUCGCUUAAUAUCAAGCUUGGUUUACUUGCCUGAGAAUCACGCUGUGGCUCUUCGAACACAGGUGCAGAACAAUAGGGUCAACUAUAAUAUAAGAGGAACAUUUAAAGUGAGAGCCACUCUAGGAAUGAUCCAUUUUUCUUACUGGUUGCAUAGCAGAUGCCAAUUACAGAUGACAGGGCCACCAACUGGUGUUUUAGUUGCGCGGAGUUGCAAAACUAAAAGAUGAAGAUGAGGAGCAUUAUUCCUUGUACCUUCUUUCUAUCUUCUUAUUGUAUCUACAUGGAAACCUAAAUGCAAUUUUUGGUGUAUAAAAGUCA
Molecule: messenger RNA, 1468 nt
Organism: Prunus avium (sweet cherry)
Lineage: Eukaryota; Viridiplantae; Streptophyta; Magnoliopsida; Rosales; Rosaceae
Source: RefSeq, a predicted model, not a curated record